AUGUAUAUAUCUGAAAGGAAUAACAGUCCGCAUCUCAACAGAUUUUUUAGCUGCAUAUUUCGUCUAACUAGGGGGGUAGUGUCAAAAGCUAUCACUUGCAGGAGAGAAAAGGGUCUAGAUCGACGACACCGGCGAGGACCUAAAUCUAUACUUUUCGCAAAAGUUGGAAGUGGAGAAGAUGGGGGGGAACAUGGGCAAUAUGGUAAUUCGAAUUCCCGAGAAGACGCUUAUCAUGCCGAGGAGAAGAAGGAGAUGAGAGGAGAAGAUACGCUCUGGACGUCGUCCAUGCCGGUUGUAUACGAAAAUGCGAAAGAGGACCUUGCAACGGACGUCGGCCAUUUUUACCCUAAACCCAUCUAUUUAGCUAUCUAUCUGCGUCCUCUCCUGCAGACCUCCAUUCCCUCGCAGCUCUCUUUGUCAUCGAAUCGACGAUCUAGAACAUCCAUUAGGACAUUUACGAAUAUGCACGCUCUAUGGGUCUUCCAUGCACACCUGGAAAAUUUUCGUAAUAAGUGCUCGUGCGGAGACGAGAGUUGGUGGCGAAUGCAAUGGAUAAACAGGCAUGAAAGCAGGAAGGAGCAGGAGCAAGUGCAAGUGCAAGAGUAG
Molecule: messenger RNA, 606 nt
Organism: Orbilia oligospora ATCC 24927
Lineage: Eukaryota; Fungi; Ascomycota; Orbiliomycetes; Orbiliales; Orbiliaceae
Exons: 1
Coding region: 1-606 (201 amino acids)
Source: RefSeq, a predicted model, not a curated record